Betta splendens (Siamese fighting fish) is the source of this 4318-nucleotide messenger RNA. RefSeq lists its product as uncharacterized. Lineage: Eukaryota; Metazoa; Chordata; Actinopteri; Anabantiformes; Osphronemidae. Bases 1116 to 3164 code for a protein of 682 amino acids. The record is from RefSeq and is a predicted model, not a curated record. The transcript has 10 exons.
CAGCUGCAAGCAAACUUUAUUAAAUCUUGGAGUGGAUCUUUCCUGUCAGCCCGUCACAGACGUCAGCGGUGUUUGCUACAGCUCUGGAGGCAGUCUGCUGAAGGUAAGGACCUCCACAGCCGAAACCAGCUGUGUUUAACUAGCAGGUUAGUUUUUAUUAGUUGUUGCGUGGGUAACGUUAUACCGAUGUAAGAUUUGUGGACUUUAAUUGUUCAGCUAAGCUAGUUUUUCUUGGUCUGUGUCCGCUGUCGAAGCACAGACUUAAACUGUUUAAACCUUUAAUAUCUCACGUGGCGUUAAUUAAUUAGUUUGUCAACGAGUUUAGUUUUAGUUGUAGCUGAUGUAGCGGAUUUACGGCGAACGCCAUUGACAGCUGGUUAGCUUUAAAGUGACAUGGAAACGAUAUAACGUAAGUUAGACUUCACUGGUCGAUUAGGCAAUAGGGAAGUGGCUUAGUAAAACGCGUUUUAAACAAUAUAAUUAAUACUUUACAUGUUUUGGUUCCUAGGGACAUUUACGGUAAUGAUAUUUGGCACUGAUCAUAUCUGCUGCCCGUAAAAGGUCCGUUUAUUGAGCGAGGAGCGAGGCUCAAGCUGUCGCUGGCAGAGACACAUACCGAUGGACAUCCUGCAGCAGUGUGAUGUUUACGGGAGCUCUGGAUUUCCUGUGAUCAGCUAAAUGUGUUUACUUAAUGAUACGAUACGAUACUUGUUCCACCGCAGUUCUCUGGCCGUUUGAUAACACGUGAACGCCACCUUGUGUUUAGACCCACAGCGGCCCGUUAGUCCUGCUUCUGUGAAUCGGGAGUGACCGACGUUCAUACACACUGAUCUGUCCAUCAAAAACUGAACUUUAAUAAUGAUUUUCUUUAAGUCCAACAUCUAGUAUAUGCAGGUGGUAAUUUUACAACCGCACCAUGCUGCCCGGAGAUAAACAGAAAGGUAUGGCUCCAUUCUGUCUAUGCUUGAACCAGUGGAAGGGUCUGGACACAUUUAUAUUACGUUAUAAUUUGUAUUAUGUUGAUGUUUGCCGUUGUUUUUUUUUUUUUAGUCUUGGAUAUCGCUUAACAACAAGCAGCAGCCAACUACACCCUGUUAAUUUAAAGUCAUUAGUAGAUGCUUGUUGGGUUUUUUCAGAAUAAUAACUUAUACAUACACACAUUCACCCCUCUAUUUCUAGGACCUUCCAGCAAAAGUCAGCUGUUUGAGUCUCUGAGGGUUUAUCUGGACAAGAAGGACAGAUUGCAACCCAUUAUUGGUCUGGGUAGUGUUAUAGAAUGUGUGAAGGCAGGUGCACAAGCACUGUACUUGUGUGAGGUGUGUAUAUGUCGACUUAGUAAAUCUGACAUGCGGAACCACAUUAUGGGAAGUCUGCACAGAUACAACUACAUUAAUAGCUGGUACCCUCACUUAAUGUCUGGGUGGAAGGAGAGCUCUGACCUUUCUAAACUGGCCAGGCCACUGAUGGACAUGGCCAAGAUUCUGGAGGGACAGGAGGGACCUGGAGAUGUUCAGCUGAUAGAAGUUGAAGAUGACGUGUACCAGAAGAUAUCAACACAUGGUGAAAAUGACGCAAUAACUCUGAUAAGUUCCUUAAGAGCUGAACCUGAGAGUAGUCCAGAGACUUCCUCCAGCCAAUCCCAAAGGAUAGUGCUGCUCGCCAAGCGCCCACAGAGACAACCUGGAAAAGCCUUCAAGCCUCUCAGGAGCUUAUACAAGACGAAAUAUCAGGUGUUGUUCGAAAAGUCCAGCCUUUCUGGAAGGAACAGCUGCUUUUUUGAAGGCUACACAGGAACCAAGCCUCUUAUUGGUCUUUGCUGUGUGGUGGAGUGUCAGAAUGAGGCUGGGCAGACAUGCGGUUUCUUAUGCCACUGCUGCCGCACUCGACCCAAGAAAGGAGGCAUCACUUAUCAUCUAACCAGCACCUCCCACGUCUACAACUACUUGAUGGAAGCUCACCCCGAGAAAGUGAAGUUUGUGAACGCAGCUGAUGAGAGCAGCCGUGGGAUUCUGGAGUCGCUGGCAGAGAAAGUGGAGGAAGACGAGGGAAGAGGAAACCCAAAGGUUGUAACUGCACCAGAAUCCAUCUGUACCCGCAUGGAAAAAAAAAGUUACAACUGGUGUGUGAGGAUGUUGUGUAAAUUAUCAAUCGGAACUAACUACCAGCAACAGGAAGCAGCUGUUGAUGGGCCUUUUCAAGGCGUGCCAUACGUACCUGUACAGGCUGUAGCACCGUCAAACUGGACACCGCAGAUUACAACUGGGAAGAGGAAGAAGAAAUCCAAGAAAGCGACUAAAACCGUGUUUAACGUAAGCCUGCCUUUCACCGACGGCGCACUGCUCCUGGAGAGGAGCCCCUUCAGCAACGAGCGUGUCCCCAUGUGUGCAUACUCGCCUUCGUCCCACCCAGCCGCCAGUCCUUCCCCAGAGUCCCAGACAGAGGGCCCUGAGCUGUUUGUAGGUAAUCACACCGACCACACGUCGGCCUGCGGGGCCGCACAACUUCAGCCAGACGUCUAUAAUAAUGAAGGAGGCGCUUGGCAAUAUGUGGCACCCAAAGAAAACCUCCGAGUGAGUGUUUAUCCAGAUGUGGAGCGUUCCUUUUGGGGUAAUGAAGAGGGUCACGGUGCAGUGGCCCAGAGUAAGACUGGCACCGAAGGGCAAGUAUCAGCUGAGAACCUCUCAGGUGCAGCUUGGCAUCAUUACCAACAGCCCCAGUACUCGGCACCAGGUUACGUGAACCUCACCGUGUGGCAAGCAACGCCGCCCGGCGUGGGGCAUCACGGCUCAUCCGAUGAAAUGGUUCCUUACGUGGAUGCAAGCAGGGUCGCUACGUAUCCCUCCCUGGGAUACUCCCAGCCGCACGCCGCUCCACAGCCUAGAGCACGGUUUCAUGGGGUUGAACAGAGACAAUUGCAACCAUACAUGGAGUUUACUGAACGUGUUCACGCAGCUCCUCACGUUAUGACCCCGGCUGCUCUCUAUCAGGACGGACGAUACGGCUAUGGGUUCACGGCUGACCCCAACUACCAUAUUAGACCUAGGACGAAUGAUAACCAGCCCUUUCCUGAUCCAGCCGGUGGUUUUGCUGUUAGGGCUGUGUACCAGCCAAACGCCCAUGUCCCACCAUGGGCACCUCUGUGCUACACAGCCCAGUCUAUGUGACUCUGAGCCACGGGUUUAUCAGAUGUAAAGAGUUCAGGAGGCGACGCAGGAACGGUUUAGCUCACGCAGUGCAACUCUUAAUUUAAAUGCUCGUAUAUUGUCAGGUGUGCGUUCUACUGAAGGAACCGCGCAUGGGUUCUAAUCAUGCUGUGGUAUUUUCUUUUAUGUUGCUCCAAGGAGAUUGGAUCUGGUUUCUGUCAUAAAUGAAGGAAUCUUGGCCUGAGUGCGUCUAAACUUUCCAAUUUAGUCCCUCCUCCACUCUAAAUUUUGCGUCAACUGGCAGAUUUUUUUUUGUUGAAAUAUAAUUAAGAAAUGAUCAAAUUUGCGUUUUUAUUUGUACAGAUUGUUUUGUUUUGAAAUGUAGCUUUCAAGUGUUUCACGGUCAACAAAGCUUGAGCAACAAGCAGUUGCUGAAAUGUGUUAUUAAGCAAUAAAAUACGUGACAAGCCAGUUCUGGUGUUCACAAAAUUAUAAAUAACCUUUCCUACUUUAUAAUUAUGCAUGCAUUAUACCAAUACCAAAGAUUACCAGACACAGUUAAUAUGUUAAUGCAAAGUGUUUACAGUGUUAUUCAUAAGCAUUUAUUGUAAGUUACAUUUAUUUUAACCAGGUAAUCUCAGAUGUGAUUCUGAGUUAAUUGUUACAUCAUUCUGAGGUUAUUUGAUUGUCUUCAACAUUUAUACGCAUUCUAGUUCACUGUUGAUGUAUAAUCAAACUGAUAUGUUAUGAGAUCAAAUAUAGUUAAUUGUGUUUAGCUGUGGUUCAGAUGUCUUCAAGCAUCUUCCAAUGCUGCUUGAUGUUUUGAGUUUGUUUCUUUAGAAGAGAUUACAAAAUUUCUUUAAUCCAGGUAUUAUAAUACACAAUGAGUCUGUUCUUGUUUCUCUAAUUCCUCUAGCUAUGCAUGGAUGAACCUUUAUCACGUCCCAGAUUAAGUGCCUUAUACUUUUGUGUUUUUAUAUUGACAACCUGUCACCUGUAUGAGUGAACCAUAACUGAUGCCAUUCAGUAGAAGGUCAACUUAUCCAGCUGCAGCCUGAUCAGUAACAGUGACAGGCUAAGCUGCUAAAAAUGGGCUCCUGUGAAUGUACACUUUAUAAUUUGUGUUAAAGUUAUCAGCUGGUGUAACAAUAAACAUAAGUUGAUAUUGCACAUAA